This is a messenger RNA of Pelobates fuscus (common spadefoot toad), 1918 nucleotides long. RefSeq names its product chromatin target of PRMT1 (gene CHTOP). Bases 153 to 884 code for a protein of 243 amino acids. The record is from RefSeq and is a predicted model, not a curated record. The transcript has 6 exons. NCBI's taxonomy places the organism in Eukaryota, Metazoa, Chordata, Amphibia, Anura, Pelobatidae.
UUGAUUCGGACGAUUGGGGGGAGGGCGUCCAUUUUGUGCGCUGAGCUCGGGGAUUAGAGGGAGAGCUGGUAAGGCUGAAUUCACAGACACACCCGGACACGGUAAAGGCCGCAACACUGGCUACCGGUCCUCUCGGUCAACCCGAUAUCAAGAUGGCUGCUCCGUCUGCAUCUAAAGUUGUGCUAAAAAGCACCACGAAGCUGUCCCUGAAUGAGCGCUUUACUAACAUGCUGAAGAACAAACAGCCGGUUCCGGUGAACGUCAGGGCUACGAUGCAGCAGCAGCACUUAGCCAGUGCUAGAAAUCGAAGAUUGGCUCAGCAGAUGGAAAGCAGACCGUCAGUGCAGGCAGCACUGAAGCUGAAACAGAGUUUGAAGCAGCGUCUUGGUAAGAGCAAUAUCCAGGCUAGAUUAGGAAGACCAGUGGGAAACCUCCGUGGAGCCCCAGGCAUGAGAGGAGUGGGAUUGGGACUCCGGGGCUCACAAAGGGGAAUGAUGCGUAUUGGCCGUGGUGGCAGAGGGAUACCCAGGGGUGGCAGAUUGUUGCGAGGACAAAAUCUCCGAGGUAGAGGUGGCGUACCCCGCAUGGGACUUAGGCGGGGAGGUAUCAGAGGCAGAGGAGGGCCUGGUCGAGGCAUGAUGAGAGGAGGUCCAAUGGGUCGUGGUGGUAUGAGUGUAAGAGGCAGGGGAGGUAUGAUGACUCGAGGUAGAGGAGGAUUUGUCCAUGGAAGAGGAAGGGGUAGAGGAAGGGGAUCCACACGCCCUGUAUUGACCCGAGAGCAGCUGGAUAACCAACUUGAUGCAUACAUGUCCAAAACAAAAGGCCAUCUUGAUGCAGAGCUGGAUGCCUACAUGGCUCAAGCCGACCCAGAAAGCAAUGAGUGAACUCAAACUGAUUUUUAGCAAAGGAACUGACUUCUACCAGUGUCAAAGACUCACUGGGUUACAAGCCAAUCAUCACCUCGUUUUAGAGUUCCUUUUACAUUUUGAUACAGUUAGAUUUUUGUUUUCUUUAAAUAUAUUUUAUUAAACCUUGAAUGUAUAAAGACAUACAACUUGGCAUUUUUCACCAUCCAAACCUUUACUGCCCACAUUAAGCACUGCACAGCUCAAAGCUGUUACGGUGCCUAAUCAAAUUUUGCAUCUGUAUAAAACUGCGAUAAUAAUGGCCCAGUUUCUUUCUGUUCUGCCACUUGAAUUGGUGGCUUGUAAGACAUGCUGAUUGUGGUUUUGUAGGAUCCCCCGUUACACUUACUUCUGCUCUAUGUAUUUGAUGUACAGCUUUUUUUUCCCCCAAGUUUGUUUAGGCGGUUUUAGCCGACAUCCCAGUAUUGCAACUUGAUAUAACUGGAUUUUGUGAAGAAAACAUUGUGGCUCGUUAAGAUCAGUACAAUAUCUCUUAUUUCCCAGGCAGCAAAGUGUUUAUAAACAUGUCUGCCAAUAGGCCUCAUCAAGUCUGAGUGAAACCAAUUUUGUUCAUUCAGUCACAUGAUUUUGUUUUUCUAAGUUUUAUAUGUGUGGCACAUUGAAGUGUGUUACUGGCAUGUUAUCUGCCAUUUAGCCAGAUCAAGGUGGGGGGUUUUAUAUGUUUUUAACAGAACCGUUCCACUUUCUACUUGUUACAUUUUGGUUCAUUAGGUUUAAAAAAAAAAAACUGUGGCUAGUAAUUUAACUAAGCAACAGUAAUGUGUCAACUUUCAAAAAAUUGUUUCCUUAUCUAUAUAUUAGUUUUAUGAAUAGAUUUAACUUGUUCAAAGGAAACUUUUUCUUGCCUAGUUUUUUCUUUACCAAUCUUACUGGCUCAGUGAAAUUUCUAGUGUGACCAUUGCCUUUAGUAUCCUGUUGGCAAAAGACAACUUAUAUAAUUUUCUUUACUUUCUGUGAAAGACUGUUUGAGACUCCGAGGUCCAAAUAUGUUU